Molecule: messenger RNA, 4566 nt
Organism: Chilo suppressalis (striped riceborer)
Lineage: Eukaryota; Metazoa; Arthropoda; Insecta; Lepidoptera; Crambidae
Source: the annotation of a GenBank genome assembly
CACGCCCGGCGACGGCUCAUGCCCCCAAUUGAAGUAUUCGCUAUAAAAUUUUGAUGUUAUUUCCAUAAAAAUGGACUCCAGGAAACUAACAGAAAUUUUGCGUGCCACCAUCGAUCCCAAUCAAAGGCAGCAAGCUGAAGAACAACUGUCACAGAUACACAAAAUAAUUGGAUUUGCACCAUCGCUGCUACAAGUUGUUAUGCUCAAUGAAGUCCAAAUACCUGUUCGUCAAGCUGGUGUAGUAUACCUCAAGAACUUAAUCACAUCUGGAUGGCAGGAUAAGGAGCCUGAGGAAGGAGAGCCAAUACCUUUCAGCAUCCAUGAACAGGACCGUGCAAUGAUUAGAGAUAUUAUUGUCGAUGCUAUUGUACAGGCACCAGAUAUAAUCAGAGUUCAGUUGUGUGUUUGUUUAAAAACUAUUAUCAAACAUGAUUUCCCUACACGCUGGACUCAGAUUGUCGACAAAAUUCACAUAUACUUGCAAAAUCCUGAGCCCAAUAUAUGGAUGGGGGCAUUGUUGUGUCUUUACCAGCUUAUCAAGAAUUAUGAAUACCAAUUGGCUGAUAAGAGAGUACCAUUAAUAGAGGCUAUGAAUUUAUUAUUACCGAUGAUGUACAAUUUGAUUGUGAAUCUCCAGGCUGACCAUUCAGCUGAAUCUGUCCUUAUCCAGAAGCAAAUACUCAAAUGCUUUUAUAGUUUAAUUAAGUACAUUUUACCACUAGACUUGAUAACAAAGGAGGUAUUUACCAAAUGGAUGGAGGUUUUGAGAUUAGUUUUGGAGCGACCUGUACCUGAUCACACUUUACAAGUGGAUGAAGAUGAGCGUAUGGAGCUUCCGUGGUGGAAAUGCAAGAAGUGGGCUGCACAUACUCUGUUCAGAGUUUUUGAAAGAUUUGGAAGUCCUGUGAACACUCGUGAUGAAUAUGUGCAAUUUGCUGAAUGGUACCUUACUACAUUCACACGUGGUAUCCUGGAGGUACUACUCAGAAUACUUGAUCAAUACAGACUGAAAGUAUAUGUGUCGCCACGAGUUCUGCAACUAACACUCACCUACAUUGACCAGUGUGUAAGUCACGCACACUCUUGGAAGUUAUUAAAGCCUCAUAUGUUUGCCAUCAUCCAAGAUGUACUGUUUCCUCUGAUGUCAUACUCUGAAGCAGAUGAGGAAUUGUAUAACACCGACCCUCAUGAAUUCAUUCGCAUAAAGUUUGAUAUUUUUGAAGACUUUGUAUCGCCCGUUACGGCGGCCCAAACACUUCUCAUAUCCUGCUGUAAGAAGCGAAGAGACAUGAUGGAACGCACUAUGCAUCUUUGCAUGCAAGUGUUGAGUAACCAGACUGGGGAGUACGGACCUCGACAGCGCGAUGGUGCCCUGCACAUGGUCGGCACUCUCAAUGAAAUUGUUAUGAAGAAGAAAUGCUACAAAGAUGAGAUUGACUCGCUUUUGAGUCAGUAUGUGUUCCCAGAAUUCCAGAGUCCUCUGGGCUACAUGAGGGCGAGAGCUUGCUGGGUGCUCCAUUGCUUCGCGUCUGUACAAUUCAAGAGCGAACCUCUUCUUCUGGAAGCUGUUCGUUUGACAGUGAAUGCUCUGCUCAACGACAAUGACCUUCCUGUCAAAGUGGAAGCUGCUAUUGCCCUCCAGAUGCUGUUGACAUCACAAGAAAAGGUUUACGAAUACCUUGAGCCACAAGUGAAACAGGUCACGUCUGAGCUCCUCAAGGUGAUCCGUGAAACGGAAAACGACAAUAUAGCCAAUGUGCUCCAAAAAAUUGUUCCACUGUACACGGAGCAAUUGAUGCCGAUGGCUUUUGAGAUUAUUGAUCAUUUGGCGACUACAUUCAGUAAAGUAAUUGAGACAGAUUCGGGCACUGACGAGAAAGCGAUUACCGCUAUGGGUCUCUUGAACACUAUGGAGACAGUUCUGAAUGUAAUGGAGGACAACCCUGAAAUUAUGGCGCAACUGGAGCAGGCAGUCUUGCGUGUUGUUGGACACAUUCUACAUCACAAUAUCAUCGAGUAUUACGAAGAAGCGAUGACGCUCCUGUGUAAUUUGACCUCGAAGUCAAUAUCAGAAGACAUGUGGAAGGUCCUGGAGCUUUUGUAUCAGAUUUUCGAGAAGGAAGGCUUUGACUAUUUCCCUGAUAUGAUGCCGGUGCUGCAUAACUACAUAACUGUGGACACAAACGCUUUCCUAUCAAAUGAGAAUCACAUACUUGCUGUUUUCAACAUGGCUAAAGCUGUGCUGAAUUCUGACGCGGAAGACGAAUCGGAGAUGAUAGCUGCAAAGCUUCUAGAAGUUAUGGUGCUGCAGUGCUCUGGCAAGAUCAACAACUGUUUGCCUUCGUUUGUGGAGCUCGUGCUCAACCGGCUCACAAGGAAAGUGAAGACCUCAGAACUCAGGACUAUGUUGCUGCAGGUUUUGAUAGCGAUCCUGUACUGCAACCCGCACCUCCUGUUCACAAUUCUGGCUAAGCUGCAGGAGGCGGUGCCUAACGCUUCCAUCACACAACACUUCAUCAAGCAAUGGAUACACGACACAGAUUGCUUUAUGGGGUUACACGAUAGGAAACUGUGCGUGCUCGGCAUAUGCACGCUUCUAGAGAUGGGGCCCCAGCGGCCUAACUUGGAGGAGGUAGUACCUAAACUAUUGCCCUCCUGCUUGGUGCUAUUCGACGGAUUGAAACGCGCAUACGAGGCGAGAGCGGAAGGAGACGAUGACUCUUCCUCUGAUGAAGACGACGAAGAGGACGGUGAAGAGAUCCUGUCCAGUGACGAGGACGAUUUAGAGGACGCCAAUAGCGACUACUUGGAGCACCUCGCGCGUAUGGCGACCAAAUCGAGCGCCGCGCAGGGCGUCAAUAUGACUGCCAAAAUAGAAGACUACGAGAGCGACGAUCCAGAUGACGAAGAUUACGAGCCUGAUGAGACCGCGAUAGAGUGCUACACCACGCCCCUCGACGACAAAGACUGUCCCGUCGACGAGUACAUCAAGUUCAAGAACACAUUGUCGGGUCUGUCGACGAGCGAGCCUGCCUUGUAUCACGCGCUGACGAGCGUCCUCAACGCCGAACAGCAGCAGCAGCUGAAGGCGGUGUUCGUGCUUGCCGACCAACGCAAGGCGCAAAAGGACAGCAAACGCAUCGAACAGAGCGGAGGUUACGCGUUCACAGUACCGGCGCAAGUCCCGACCAAAUUCAAGUUCGGCUCGUAAACAAUUACAAGUAUAUAUAACACACUAUUUAUCAUUUCACAUUCUUCGGGACACCGUUCCGCUGUCAAUCGAUAUUUCACAGAGUCGAUCAUCAGUCGCCAAAUCGACGAGUCUUUAACUACAUAUCAAAUACGGACUCCGUUCGCUCGUCACAAAUAAACGAGACAUAACAAUCAUCCCAAUGAAAAACUUAUCGAUUAAAUUGAUUCAAAAGCUAUUGUUCCUAUAGUUGGUUAUUUUAUUGUAAUGUUAUGAUAAUGUUAAGUUUGAACGUUUUUUGAAAUCUUAAAGGAAACAAGUUAGCUUAUAGCGGAACAGUGGUCCCGACUUGCCCCUCCCUGUUCAGAGACUCGGGUUGUGAAAUGACAAAAGAGCAACUAUGACGCAGCUAGUGUUGUGCUGUCCUGAGAAUUUGCAAUGUUUUUAGCGAUAUUUUUUUAUAUUCGCGAUAAAAUUGUAAAUGUGCAAUGAGCAUGUGAUUUGGAAUUUUGUGUAUUCACAGCGGCACAUCACUGGACACAGCAUAACUUUAGAGUUUGAAAACAUUUCCAAUCUUCUAUGGAUAUGGGGGCUGAUGUGCAUAUCCUUGCGAACAUGUACCAAGCCGUAAGGCAAUGCCCAUCGAGGCAACAUCGUCAUCCUUCGUGUCCUGUCAAACAUUAUCUUUGAACUAAAUUCAAAGUGAAUGUAAGCGUUGCAUCAAUGUUUUCUUGCGGUGGAUUCGCGGUAUUUUAGUUUCUGUUGGGUUGUGUUUAAACUUAAAUACAGUCUAGGCUGUAAUUAUUCAGAAGUCGAUGCCAUUGCUUCGGUUCUAUAAUGCCCUGACUACGGCCUUGUCUUAUACGAUUGCGAUUUAAUCACUAGAACUAUCUGACUUAAUCCUGCAUAUUGUAAAGCCACCACAAAAAGGUGUAACCUGCAAAAAAAAUACUUAGAAAAACUUAUCAUCAAGCAUAAUAAAUUAUUCGUGUACCUUCUAACCUAGUUAUCUAACUAAAUUCAUAGUUAUAUUUAUAACACCUUGUCCUGAAUGGAUGGAUAACUUUCGGAAACUUAAUGUUGAACACCAAUCUCACGCUUGGUGAACGAACAUCGACUAUAUAACUGAAUACACGCAAUCGACUGUAAUAAGAUUUGUCUUUUAAUGUAAACUGUCGAACUAAGGAACCCGUUGUUUGAAGUGGGUACACAUAUUGCUAAUUUUACAUAAAGUUCAUAACUGAGAUCGUUAGAAAUUGGUCUUAUUUUUACCAAGCACAAUAUGAAUCAGUAAAAAAUAAUGCUUUAUUUAUUGAAGGUGUCAUAUUAUUAUCUCAUUACAUUUUUAUUUAUUUACAAACAAUUACAAAUACUUA